Molecule: messenger RNA, 348 nt
Organism: Neoarthrinium moseri
Lineage: Eukaryota; Fungi; Ascomycota; Sordariomycetes; Amphisphaeriales; Apiosporaceae
Exons: 2
Coding region: 1-348 (115 amino acids)
Source: RefSeq, a predicted model, not a curated record
AUGCCUGCUACUGAUCUCAAUCCUGCCCGCAGGCCCAUGAGACUCUACCUUAAGGUAGAAAAGGCGUUAGAGAUCUCCAUCCAGAAGCUUGAGAGAAAUGCCUGGUCUUGCUUGAGCGAGAAGGACAAGCAGACAGUCCUCGUUGCAGUUCGUCGUGAGAUGAAGAGAAUCAUCGAUCGUGAUAUGGAUCAGUAUCCCACUCGCACACCGAUCGACUAUUCAACCAUCGUGGAGGAUGGCAUCCGAAUUGCCUUUGAGCAGAACCUUAGCCUAUUCAACUGGGUAUACAGCGGAUGCGAGGACGACUCGCUAGUAUCCGAGCUUAUGGAUGAAAGCUUUGAUCAGUAG